Messenger RNA from Indicator indicator, 1504 nucleotides. It is a transcript of the gene YBX3, whose product is annotated as Y-box binding protein 3. Gene Ontology annotation, molecular function: nucleic acid binding. NCBI's taxonomy places the organism in Eukaryota, Metazoa, Chordata, Aves, Piciformes, Indicatoridae. The record is from RefSeq and is a predicted model, not a curated record. Gene Ontology annotation, biological process: regulation of gene expression. Gene Ontology annotation, cellular component: nucleus. The transcript is spliced from 9 exons. Bases 1 to 897 code for a protein of 298 amino acids.
AUGAGCGAGGCGGCGGAGACCAGCACGCCCAGCCCGGCGCCUCCCGCAGCCGCCGCUGCGACUGCCACCGCCUCCCCGGCCGGAGCCCCUGCGCCGCCGUCUCCCGCCGGCCCGGACGCCAAGCCCAAGAGCCCUGUCAGCGCCGCCGCGCCGAGCGCAGCUGUUGGGGAGGCGGCCCCCGGCGCGGCUGCGGCCGCCGCAACCACAGCCACAGCCACAACCGCCGUGGCCGAAACAGAGAAGAAAGUACUGGCCACCAAAGUUCUUGGCACAGUCAAGUGGUUCAACGUCAGAAAUGGAUAUGGCUUUAUCAACAGAAAUGAUACCAAAGAAGAUGUGUUUGUUCAUCAGACGGCGAUCAAGAAAAACAACCCCCGGAAAUACCUGCGCAGUGUGGGUGAUGGAGAGACUGUAGAGUUUGAUGUGGUCGAGGGAGAGAAGGGUGCAGAAGCAGCUAACGUGACCGGCCCAGAUGGAGUCCCGGUAGAAGGCAGCCGCUACGCUGCAGACCGGCGCCGCUAUCGCCGCGGCUAUUUCGGCCGACGCCGUGGACCACCUCGAAGUGGUGUUGAGGGAGAGAUGAGGGAUGGGGUCACAGAAGGAGGACAACUUCAUCAGCAAGUCCACAGGAAUCCCACGUACCGUCCCCGCUACCGCAGGGGCCCCUCACGUCCACGGCCUGUCCCAGUGGCUGGAGAAGCUGAAAACAAGGAGAACCAUCAGGAGGCCAAUGCCAUGAGUCAGCAGCCCCCUCGCCGGGGGUACCGGCGCCCUUACAACUACCGACGCCGACCUCGUCCGCCCAAUGCUCCAGCUCAGGACGGGAAAGAAACAAAGGUGACUGAAACACCCGCUGAAAAUCCUGCUCCAGUGACUGAGCAGAGUGGUGCUGAGUAAUGCCCGGCUCCUCAGACACCUUUACCAUCCCUCAGGUGUCCUAAAACAACUCAAAAGUAACACCAAAGAAACACAGAAGCAAUAAAUUGUCAGCAGUGAUGAUGAAAGCAAAGAUUUUUUUUUUUUUUUUGAAACAUGGAAACUUAACAAAAAUGAAACUGACCAGCAGCUGAGAUCCAGGGAACGCCUGCAAGAGAGAUGCAUGGAGAAGGCGAAAAAGAGUGAGGUUCAGAAAGAGCAACCUCCCUUGUGUCAACAGCAACUCUGGGGGGGGAGGGGUUUGGAUUUGGUUUAUUUUUUUAGAAUUUCACUUUUUCACCAGUAUUGAAUUUUUCAAAUUUCUUUUUGGUAUCAAACUGAAAAGGGGAAAAAAAACCAAAAAAACCCAACCAGAGAACUGAAAAUGAAAUCAAAUGCUUUUUUUCUUAAUCAUUGGAUGCUGGUGCUAAACCUCCCAGGUGUGGUGAGUUUUGGGGUUGGUUUUUUUUGUGCCAGUCCUGUCCACUGCAGGACAGGGGGAGGAGAAACUUCUGCUUUUCUUGGUAAGAUCUCUUUGAAACUGUGCAGCAUGGGUGACGUUCCUCAAAUAAAAGUGAUUUCAACUACC